Oncorhynchus masou masou (cherry salmon) is the source of this 1706-nucleotide messenger RNA. Its product is annotated as scrapie-responsive protein 1-like. Gene Ontology annotation, cellular component: Golgi apparatus; neuron projection terminus. NCBI's taxonomy places the organism in Eukaryota, Metazoa, Chordata, Actinopteri, Salmoniformes, Salmonidae. The transcript is spliced from 3 exons. Bases 213 to 515 code for a protein of 100 amino acids. The record is from RefSeq and is a predicted model, not a curated record.
UGCAGAGUGCGGACUUCAUCAAUGCCCUUGGUUAUUUCUCUGGUUUACAGGCUGAGAGGAGAGAGAGGCGAGAUGGUCAUACUCUUAGCAUGGGGUAGAGUAGGGAUAAAGACUCCUCUGUUUUCUAUUUUAUACUUACUGAAUGUACCCAAUGAAAACGGGUCAGAAGCUACUGCCGUUCCUGGGGAGAGUACUAAAUAAGCUUGAUCAAAAUGAAGGCACGACUCAUUGCUGCUAUUAUCUUGGUUGGACUGUUGGCAAUGGGCAGCGAGGCCAUUCCAUCAAACCGCUGGUCCUGCUACAAGAAAGUCUUAAAGGACAGGGACUGUCGCAAUGUUGGCAUCUCCAACGGAGUUGCGACCAUGCGACCUAUCAAUUCCCUGCAGAACCAUUUCUGGGAGGGGAACAAAUGCGACAUGGUGUGCUACUGUAACUUCAGUGAGCUCCUCUGCUGCCCAAGGGAUGUCUUCUUUGGACCCAAAAUCUCCUUUAUAAUUCCAUGCAAAACCAUCUGAGCCAUCAGUCAUUUGAAUGGACAGUGAACACGGACGGUGCAAUCUUCUGAAUUAAAACAAGAGCAAAGAGUAAAUGGGGCCAAGGGGGAUGGGCCCAUCCAUUCCGGACUACAGAAUUAUAUGCAUUUCAUUCUUCACUUGGAGACAGCUACAACAACGACAAGUUCAGAAGUCUAGAGCUAAAACAAAAGCACAAGCUUUGAAGCUGAAAAAAAGAGGCCCAUCUUUCACAAUACAUGGGCCUACAAAUAAAAUGCAUUAUUUUCAGUCUCAAACACAGCACCCAGUAUAUUUAUUAUCUGUGAAGACAAUUCAAUACAUGCAACCAGUGUCCCUCCUUUGCCAAGGCUACAGUUCAACCCUUCAUUUGGCAUUCGCAAUGAUGUGACACUCCCCGUUAAAAAAUCAAAUCAAAUUCAAAUCAAAUUUUAUUUGUCACAUACACAUGGUUAGCAGAUGUUAAUGCGAGUGUAGGGAAAUGCUUGUGCUUCUAGUUCCGACAAUGCAGUAAUAACCAACAAGUAAUCUAACUAACAAUUCCAAAACUACUGUCUUAUACACAAGUGUAAGGGGAUAAAGAAUAUGUACAUAAAGAUAUAUGAAUGAGUGAUGGUACAGAGCAGCAUAGGCAAGAUACAGUAGAUGGUAUCGAGUACAGUAUAUACAUAUGAGAUGAGUAUGUAAACAAAGUGGCAUAGUUAAAGUGGCUAGUGAUACAUGUAUUACAUAAAGAUGCAGUAGAUGAUAUAGAGUACAGUAUAUACGUAUACAUAUGAGAUGAAUAAUGUAGGGUAUGUAAACAUUAUAUUAGGUAGCAUUGUUUAAAGUGGCUAGUGAUAUAUUUUACAUCAUUUCCCAUCAAUUCCCAUUAUUAAAGUGGCUGGAGUUGAGUCAGUGUGUUGGCAGCAGCCACUCAAUGUUAGUGGUUGCUGUUUAACAGUCUGAUGGCCUUGAGAUAGAAGCUGUUUUUCAGUCUCUCUGUCCCAGCUUUGAUGCACCUGUACUGACCUCACCUUCUGGAUGAUAGUGGGGUGAACAGGCAGUGGCUCGGGUGGUUGUUGUCCUUGAUGAUCUUUAUGGCUUUCCUGUAACAUCGGGUGGUGUAGGUGUCCUGGAGGGCAGGUAGUUUGCCCCCGGUGAUGCGUUGUGCAGACCUCACUACCCUCUGGAGAGCCUUACGGUUGUGGGCGG